AUGGAUCCCGGGCCCAGCUGGCGGGCGCUGCCGUCGGGGCCGAGCCUGCGGCACCUGACGCGUCCGGACGGCGGGGCCCCGCGUGCGCGCCAGGCGGCCGCCCUGCAGGAGCUCAGCCGGGCCCACGUGCGCUCCUUCGACCACGCGGUGCGCGAAGGGCUGAGCCAGGCCGUGCAGGCCAUCCUUCCCUUCGAGUUUGCUUUCAGAGACGAGCGCAUUACUCUGGCCAUCGUGGAUGCCGUUAUUAGCCCUCCGAUGGUCCCCAAAGGUUCGAUCUGCAAGGAACUGAAAGUCUUCCCCGCGGAAUGUCGGGGGCGAAGAAGUACCUACCGGGGAAAGCUGACGGCCGAUAUCAGCUGGGCAGUGAACGGCAUCCCGAAAGGGAUUAUUAAACAGUCCCUCGGCUAUGUUCCCAUAAUGGUGAAGUCUAAGCUUUGCAACUUAUAUGACCUUCCGCCAAAAGCUCUCAUUGAACACCACGAGGAGCCAGAGGAAAUGGGAGGCUAUUUCAUAGUCAAUGGCAUUGAGAAAAUCAUCAGGAUGCUGAUUAUGCCUCGGAGAAAUUUUCCCAUUGCAUUGAUACGACCAAAAUGGAAAAGUCGAGGCCCGGGCUACACACAUUUUGGUGUGUCGAUGCACUGUGUUAGGGAUGAACACACCGCUAUCAAUAUGAACCUUCAUUAUCUGGAAAAUGGCACCGUGAUGGUCAACUUUAUUUAUCAGAAGGAGCUGUUUUUUCUCCCUCUCGGGUUUGCCCUUAAGGCCUUGGUUGGUUUCUCCGAUCACCAGAUCUUCCAGGAGCUGAUCAAAGGAAGGGAGGACAACUCUUUUUAUAAGAACUGUGUGUCUCAGAUGUUGAGGAUGGUGAUGGAAGAGGGUUGCACCACCCAAAAACAGGUCCUGAACUACCUGGGGGAACGUUUCAGAAUAAAACUCAACCUUCCCGAGUGGUACCGAAACGAACAAGCCGCAGAGUUUCUGCUGAAUCAGUGUAUCUGCAUUCAUCUGAAGUCGAAUACAGAAAAGUUCUACAUGCUUUGUCUCAUGACGCGGAAGUUGUUUGCCUUCGCCAAAGGAGAGUGCAUGGAGGAGAGUUCGGAUAGCUUGAUGAACCAAGAAGUCCUCACUCCGGGGCAGCUCUUUCUGAUGUUUUUAAAGGAAAAAUUGGAGGCUUGGCUCGUGUCUGUUAAAAUAGCGUUCGACAAGAGGGCUCAAAAGACCAACAUCUCACUUAACUCCGAAAAUCUAAUGAAGGUGUUCAGUAUGGGAUUAGACCUCACGAGACCUUUCGAAUACCUUCUUGCCACUGGGAGCCUACGAUCUAAAACAGGUCUGGGGAUGCUGCAGGACGUUGGCCUGUGCGUAGUGGCGGACAAGCUGAAUUUCAUCCGCUACCUCUCCCACUUCCGCUGCGUGCACCGAGGGGCCGCCUUCGCCAAGAUGCGGACCACCUCGGUGCGCAGGCUGCUGCCGGAGUCGUGGGGCUUCCUCUGCCCCGUCCACACCCCGGACGGCGAGCCCUGCGGCCUGAUGAACCACAUGACCGCCGUCUGUGAGAUCGUCACCCAAGUCGCCUACACGCCCACCCUCCCGGCACUGCUCUGCUCUUUGGGCAUCACUCCAGUGGAUGGAGCGCCUAGUCAGCCUUACCGUGACUGUUACCCCGUGGUGCUGGAUGGAGUGGUGAUGGGCUGGGUGGAGAAGGAUCUGGCUCCUGGCAUUGCAGAUUCGCUCCGGAAUUUUAAGGUCUUGGGUGAAAAAAAAAUUCCCCCUUGGAUGGAAGUGGUUCUCAUCCCAAUGACGGGAAAACCGAGUCUGUAUCCGGGGCUGUUCCUGUUUACUACUCCUUGUAGGAUGAUUCGGCCGGUGAGAAACUUGGAUUUGGGCAAGGAAGAAUUUAUCGGCACUUUGGAACAGACUUUUAUGAACAUCGCCAUCUUUGAAGACGAGAUCGUUCCAGGGAUAACCACACACCAGGAGCUCUUUCCUCAUAGCAUGCUGAGCGUGGUGGCCAAUUUCAUUCCUUUUUCUGAUCACAACCAGAGUCCUCGAAAUAUGUACCAGUGCCAGAUGGGCAAGCAGACGAUGGGGUUUCCACUUAAUACCUACCGGGAGAGAUCAGAUAAUAAGCUUUAUCGCCUCCACUCCCCACAGAGCCCUUUGGUUCGACCUUACAUGUACGAUUAUUACGAAAUGGAUAACUAUCCAAUUGGCACAAAUGCCGUCGUUGCUGUCAUCUCUUACACUGGCUAUGAUAUGGAGGACGCCAUGAUCGUGAAUAAGUCUUCCUGGGAAAGAGGCUUUGCCCACGGAACCGUCUACAAAACGGAGCGCGUCGAUCUUUCCGAUAAAAUCAAGCAAGGAGACGACUGCCUGGUGUUCGGAGUCAAGCCUGGGGAUUCCCGGGUCGCGCACAAACUAGACGAUGACGGAUUACCGUACAUCGGAGCCGUUCUACAGUACGGGGACCCCUUCUACAGCUACGUGAACCUCAACACGGGGGAAUCCUUCGUGACGUACUACAAGAGUAAAGAGGACUGUGUGGUCGAUAACAUCAAGGUGUGCGGCAACGACACCGGAAACGGGAAAUUUAAAUGCAUUUGCAUCACCAUGCGAAUUCCCCGCAACCCGACCAUCGGAGACAAGUUUGCCAGCCGCCACGGCCAGAAAGGCAUCCUGAGCCGGCUGUGGCCGGCGGAGGACAUGCCGUUCACGGAGAGCGGGAUGAUGCCGGACAUCCUCUUCAACCCUCACGGCUUCCCGUCGCGAAUGACCAUCGGGAUGCUGAUCGAGAGCAUGGCCGGGAAGUCGGCAGCCCUGCACGGGGUCUGCCACGACGCCACCCCCUUCACUUUCUCCGAGGAGAACUCGGCCCUGGACUACUUCGGCAACAUGUUGAAGUCGGCGGGCUACAACUUCUACGGGACGGAGAAGCUGUACAGCGGGAUCAGCGGGCUGGAGCUGGAAGCGGACAUCUUCAUCGGCGUCGUGUACUACCAGCGCCUCCGCCAUAUGGUCUCCGACAAGUUCCAGGUACGAACCACGGGGGCCAGGGACAAAGUCACCAACCAGCCCGUCGGCGGGAGGAACGUCCAGGGCGGGAUCCGUUUCGGAGAAAUGGAACGGGACGCCCUCUUAGCUCACGGCACGUCCUUCCUGCUGCACGACCGUCUCUUCAACUGUUCCGACCGCUCCGUGGCCCACGUCUGCGUCAAGUGCGGGAGCUUGCUCUCCCCGCUGCUGGAGAAACCGCCCCCUUCGUGGUCCGCCAUGCGCAACAGGAAGUACAAUUGUACCGUCUGCCGUCAGAGCGACACCAUCGAGACCGUCUCCGUGCCUUACGUUUUCCGGUAUUUUGUGGCCGAGCUGGCGGCCAUGAACAUUAAAGUGACGCUCGACAUCGUUUAGUCGCACUUCAGGUUGGGGACGAGCGGCGCGCGUUUGGCUCCUUCGGCGGUUCCCCCCGAGGGUCGGGAAUUACCCGCGUGUCGGACUGAACGGUCUACAGGAUUACGGUCGUUUGCCCUUUUGGUAAACCUGAAGGAACUUCUUCCCGUAAAGGACUUGCAGUCUUUUUUAUAUGGCAGAGUUCAGAACGAAGUGGUCGACGCUGGCCGAAAGACAAUACUGUAGGAAAAUGAAAGGAAACGGCUUUUAAAGGGAAAUCCCAGAGCUGGAAGCCAUAAAUACUUUAAAGUCGC
Messenger RNA from Ornithorhynchus anatinus (platypus), 3701 nucleotides. It is a transcript of the gene POLR1B, whose product is annotated as RNA polymerase I subunit B. The record is from RefSeq and is a predicted model, not a curated record. Gene Ontology annotation, biological process: DNA-templated transcription. Gene Ontology annotation, molecular function: ribonucleoside binding; DNA binding; DNA-directed RNA polymerase activity. Gene Ontology annotation, cellular component: nucleus; RNA polymerase I complex. Bases 1 to 3408 code for a protein of 1135 amino acids. The transcript has 15 exons. NCBI's taxonomy places the organism in Eukaryota, Metazoa, Chordata, Mammalia, Monotremata, Ornithorhynchidae.